AUGACCAGCAAAGCAGGGAGACGGAAACUGCAGAAAUAUUUUCUGUUAAAUAGAAAUGAGAGGCCUCCCAGUGUGAAGAGGAGGCGAACUGCUUUCGCACGUUUGAGUGGACAGUGUGAAUUUGGCGCAGUGUCCACCAUCCGAAAGGAUCGAGUGGGUCCGUUGUCCAUCCUGUCCAUCCCUCCCGAGUUACUCGAUCACAUCAUCUGUGACCUGUCAGUGAGGGACGUGGUGAUGCUGGGACAGACCUGUCACUAUCUCCAUCAGUUCUGCAGCUCGGAUACCGUCUGGAAACGGAUCAGCAAGAAAUUAUCACCUCGUCUGACAGAGGGACCCUGCAACAACACCCACUGGAAACGGGCCUCCAUCCUCAACUAUACCAAAGGCCUGUAUUUCCAGACUUUCGGAGGCCGCAGGAAGACGGUGAGCCGGACUGUCGCCCCCCACCUAUCGCACGGAUAUCGCAAGUUCAUCCCCACCAAAGACAACGUCUUCAUCCUGGAUUACAUGGGAACCCUGUUCUUCCUGAAAAACGCACUGGUCUCCUCCACCCUGGGGCAGAUCCAGUGGAAACGGGCCUGUCGUUACGUGGUGCUGUGCCGGAACGUGAAGGACUUUGCGACUGACCCAAGGAAUGACACGAUAUAUCGGAAGUAUCUGUAUGUGCUGGGGACACGGGACAUCCCACCGUUGGUGACGCAAGAUACCAGUGAUACAGCCCACACGUGUGACUGUGUGGAGGUGUACCUGCAGUCCAGUGGGCAGCGGGUCUUCAAGAUGACCUUCCAUUCCUCAAUGCGUUUCAAGAAGAUCAAAUUAGUUGGCCAGGAGACGGAACGUUCACUGCUGCUUUUGACAGAUGACGGCAAGAUUUACAGUUUAACCAUCAACGAGACGCAACUGGACCAGCCGAGAUCCUACACUGUCCAACUGUCCACUCGCAAAAUCACCAAGUGUCUCCCUCACAUCACCAUCUCGGAGGUCCACUCCAACCAGAGCAGCGCUCUCUACAUCACAGAUUCAGGAGCAGUUUACCUGGAGGUUCACACGGCCGGAGUUUAUCGGGAUCUCUUCGGAACUCUCCACGCCUUUGAUCCAUUUGACCAACAAAUCCCCCUCGCUCUGGCCCUUUCAUCCAAGGUCACCAGCUGCUCUCUGGGAUACAACCAUCUCGGAUUGGUGGAUGAAUUCGGGCGGAUUUUCAUGCAAGGGAACAACAGAUACGGGCAACUGGGAACAGGAGACAAGAUCGACAGAGGAGAACCCACCCUGGUGCCGUACCUGAAAAGGCCUCUGGAUAUUUGGUGUGGCCUGAACCACUCGCUGGUGCUAUCACAAGGCAGUGACUACAGUAAAGAGAUACACGGCUGUGGGUGUGGGGCAGGAGGACGUCUCCCAGGGUUCCCCAAAGGCAGUGCCUUCUUUGUCAAACUCUACGUUCAGGUUCCACACUGUACCAAAGUGCUGUGCUCCACGCGGGAGUGUCUGUAUAUGUUGGCGUGCUAUGAUAUCAGUGAUGUGUUGGUGUUCCGGGAGCUUCCCUGUACUAAAGGUCGUUCACAGGGUCUCGACUCGGAGAUGGAGACCAGUCAGAUGUGUACCCAUUACCUGAAACAGCUGGAGAGCUGCUGUAACCUGGACGAGCAGAUUGACAAGAUGAAGGAGAUUAUUAACCAGAUGGGUCUGUGUGGAUACCAGAAAGACUUCCUCCAAGACGCCCUCAGCACCUUACAGCGUUCGACCGGUGUGUCCGUGGCUGUGACAACUCAGGACAGCAGCACACUGUGA
Hemiscyllium ocellatum (epaulette shark) is the source of this 1788-nucleotide messenger RNA. Its product is annotated as F-box only protein 24-like. The record is from RefSeq and is a predicted model, not a curated record. The coding region runs from base 1 to 1788 and encodes 595 amino acids. NCBI's taxonomy places the organism in Eukaryota, Metazoa, Chordata, Chondrichthyes, Orectolobiformes, Hemiscylliidae. The transcript has 10 exons. Gene Ontology annotation, molecular function: protein binding.